AGCUUAUAUAUCAUCAAACGUCAGUUACGUGAAAGAAAGCAGCAUUCAUUCGAAUCUUGGAAAGGCUUCCGCUAAGCUCCGCUGGGCUGAAUUCACCCGGUUAUUGCUUUCUAGUUCCGAACAUUUGCUAAGAUUUACUUAAAUUUGUUAAGAUUGACAAAGUUUUGGAUUCCCACAAAGUUCUCUUCCUGUCGCAUGCCAAAAGAUUUCCCGCCUAAAGUCGUUAGAAGCCUAACUACCUAACCGCAAACUAUAGCCUUGUUACUUCAGCUCCCUACAAGACAACACUCAAAACGUUUUCUCCAGCUCAAUCUUCAGCAAAUCUCUCUCUCUCUCUCGCAGCUAGAAGAAAAGCAUUCUCCUGAAACAUGAUGAGACCUGGUCAUCUUCCAGUUUCGCAACCACAGGGUAAAGUUGCCAAGAAGGAAAGAGUGGCUUCUAAGUCUCGGGUGUUUCCAUUGUCAGAGAAAUGGACCCAUGCCAUUCCCGUGGUCGUCCUACUCAGCUUCUUCAUUCUCUGGUGGUUCUCUCGUCCAGUGACUGUGGAGAUCAAGGAUGGCAGAAUUGUGGCCAUACAUCCGGUCGAAAUGCCAUUGUCUCUUAAUACUUCUCAGAUUGAACUCGCCAUCCUGGUGUCUGCUACAUCACCAAUUGCCUCAGUCCCACAGAAUCUCACAGGGAAUGGAACUGAAGCACGUGUAGUGACCGAAAGUAAUUGA
Molecule: messenger RNA, 719 nt
Organism: Theobroma umbraticum
Lineage: Eukaryota; Viridiplantae; Streptophyta; Magnoliopsida; Malvales; Malvaceae
Source: RefSeq, a predicted model, not a curated record